Molecule: messenger RNA, 1578 nt
Organism: Aspergillus melleus
Lineage: Eukaryota; Fungi; Ascomycota; Eurotiomycetes; Eurotiales; Aspergillaceae
Exons: 2
Coding region: 1-1578 (525 amino acids)
Biological process (GO): transmembrane transport
Cellular component (GO): membrane
Molecular function (GO): myo-inositol:proton symporter activity
Source: RefSeq, a predicted model, not a curated record
AUGGACCAACAAACCCACGACGACCGCGACAGCGACGACAAACCGCGAUCAGAAUGCCACAUCGAAGUCCUCAAGCCCGACCUGUCCAACGGGACAGACGAAACCGAGAACAUGGGCACCGGUCGGUUCAUAUGGCUCGUUGCCUCGACCGCCUCCAUCGGCGGCAUGUUAUUCGGGUACGACACGGGCAUCAUCUCCGCCGUCUUGGUCUACCUGCACGACGACUUGGGCCAUGGCCUGUCGCCUAGCGAGAAGGAGAUGAUCACGGCCCUGUGCUCAGCCGGGGCAUUCGUCGGGGCCAUCAUCGCCGGACUGAUCGCCGAUCGAUUCGGUCGUAAGGAUACCAUCUACGUCGGGUGUUUCCUGUUCACCGUCGGCGCGAUCCUCCAGGCAGCGGCGUACUCCUUGGCGCAGAUGGCCGUGGGAAGAUUGAUCGUCGGGUUCGGAGUCGGAUCAGCGGCGAUGAUUGUGCCGAUGUAUAUUGCGGAACUGGCGCCGACGAAGCAUCGUGGCCGGAUGAUCGGGUUGAACAAUGUGAGUAUCACGGGCGGACAGGUGAUCAGUUAUGCGAUCGGCGCUGCGUUUGCCAACGUGGACCAUGGAUGGCGAUACAUGGUUGGACUGGGAGGCCUUCCGAGUCUGAUAUUAGCCGCUUGCCUUCCCUUUUGUCCGGAGUCACCUCGCCAAUUGAUAUACCAUGACCGACACGAGGAGGCAAGACACGUCCUGCAGCGCAUUUUCAAACAUGCCACGCCGGAGCAAGUCGGCGUGAAGGUCCGCUUGAUCGAAGAUGCAGUCCGGGAGGCUCGAUCGUACAACGAGGGACGCAGUCGUCUGCAAAUGAUCAAGCAGCUGCAUACCAAUCCGGCGUAUUUCCGGGCGUUGGUAUGCGCCUGUGGAUUAAUGGUGAUCUCGCAAAUGUCCGGAUUCAACACGCUCAUGUACUACUCCUCAACGCUAUUCGCGCUGGUCGGGUUCGCCAACCCCGUGGCCGUCGGGCUCGUCGUCUCCGGCACGAACCUCCUCAUGACCUUCGUGAACAUGAUGGUCGUUGACCCCUGGGGACGACGACGCGUCCUCGUUUCCACAGCCUGGGGGAUGUCCGCCUCCCUCGUCGCGACAGCAGUGGCCUUCAAAUCCAUCCCCGUGGACACCGAGACGCUCGAGCUCCGCGAGACGCAAGUCCAGACACCCGCAAUCGUGGUCCUCGUAUUCAUCAUCCUCUUCGUAAUCUUCUACGGCGUCUCAGUCGGGAACACGGCGUGGAUGAGCGCCGAUUUCUUCGCCAUGGAGGUCCGCGCCAUGGGAACCAUGUAUAUGUCGUGUUGCUGCUGGGGCGCGAACCUGAUCGUCUCGUCGACCUUCCUGACCAUGAUGAAGUCAAUUACCCCGUCCGGGGCGUUUGGGUUCUACGCGGCGCUGUGUGGCGUGGGAUGGGUGGCCAUUGUGCUGUUUUAUCCGGAGGUGUCAGGGCUGAAUUUGGAGGAGAUUGGGGAGGUGUUUGGGCAUGGCUUUGGGGUAAAAUAUGCGAGGGAUCUGAGGAAGAGGCGGAAGAUGGCUGUGCAGGAGGGUUCAUGA